CCCCCCCCCCCCCCUCCCCCCGUCCGUACGGUCCUAGUAUCAGAGUCCAUCCCCUGCUGCAUAUAUAGCCCCUCACCUGCUCUCAGUCAUUCACCUAUUUACUUCCUCCUCUCCCUCCUCCCUUCGUCCCUCGCCUCCUCCUCUUACUUAUAUAUCUACUGCUCUCGUCUCGUCUGCGAAUCGUUGUUUUGCCAUUCUCUCCUCCAGAUCUCCCACUCGUCCUUACAUCUAUAAAGCUUCCAGCCAUGUCAGCAGCAGCUCCUUCCCGUUCCGCGCGGCGCGGCGACUUCAUGAGGAGCCCUCUAGUGGCGGCGGCGCUUCCCUUCGUCAACGGCGGUGCUGCCGGUAUGAUUGCGACUUCCAUCAUCCAGCCGGUGGACAUGGUCAAGGUCCGUCUGCAACUGGCCGGUGAAGGUCUAUCCGCCGCCGCCCGCCCCUCGCCCUUCACAAUCACCCGUGAUAUCAUCGCGCAAGGCCGCUUCCUCGAUCUCUACUCCGGUCUAUCCGCGGGUCUCCUGCGACAAGCUGUCUACACCACAGCUCGCAUGGGGUUCUUCAGCACCUUCAUGGGGAAAUUCGGCACGAAAGCUAAAGCCGAGAACCGUUCCGUAACUUUCGCGGAGCGCUCGGGCGCCUCGCUCGCCGCUGGCGGUCUCGGCGCUAUCCUCGGCAAUCCCGCCGAUCUCGCCCUGAUCCGCAUGCAAUCCGACGGCAUGCGCCCCGCUGCCGAGAGGAAGAACUACUCUUCCGUUGUCAAUGCGCUCACCCGCAUCGCAAAGGCCGAGGGCAUCUUGGCCCUUUGGAACGGCUGCAUCCCUACCGUCGCCCGCGCUAUGGCGCUGAACUUUGGACAGUUGGCCUUCUACUCGGAGACCAAAGCCCAACUGUCGGCUUACGGCGCGUUCGAGGGAUACCGUGGACAGGAGGCAUACCGUAACCUUGGCGCCAGUGCCGUCGCUGGUUUCUUUGCGUCCUUCUUCAGUCUGCCGUUCGACUUUGUCAAGACCAGGCUGCAGAAACAGACCAAGGGACCGGAUGGAAAGUUGCCGUAUCGUGGAACCAUGCAUUGCGCGAUGAAGGUUGCAAAGGAGGAGGGUCUGUUGAGGUUCUACAGGGGCUUCGGAACCUAUUACGUGCGUAUCGCACCGCACGCCAUGUUGACGGUGCUAUUUGCGGACUGGUUCCUGCAAUUGACCAAGUCGGGCAGCGUGUAAAAGUACCGUAUGUACAAGAAGUAUAGACUGGGUGGUAAUGGCUGUGAAAUAUAGGAGGCCGGAAGUGGGGGGUGGGAGGAUGAGAUGGUUACGACGCGAUAUGACGAGCAUUUUGUUUGGGACAGUUUUUGGGGACUUUCUUUUUUUUCUUCUUUCUUUUCGUUCUUGGUUGCGUAUCGUCUUGGUGCUGGGAUUGGCUUUUGUAUGUAUGGGUGUAAUUUCUUGCGAUCGAUCCAUCUUUCUUGACCGAGCGCCGGAGGCGCGUGAGCGAAAUAUGUACCUCGCACCGCAUGUCGAUCAUGGGGUGAUGUGUGCUAUGGAUGGGCGGGUGGAGCGGAUAAACGUCGUGACGGCGAGACGGCUACCUACCGUGUGUUCCAUUGAAACACGUUUACGGC
Messenger RNA from Tricharina praecox, 1612 nucleotides. RefSeq names its product mitochondrial carrier domain-containing protein. Gene Ontology annotation, biological process: transmembrane transport. The coding region runs from base 246 to 1214 and encodes 322 amino acids. The transcript is spliced from 4 exons. NCBI's taxonomy places the organism in Eukaryota, Fungi, Ascomycota, Pezizomycetes, Pezizales, Pyronemataceae. The record is from RefSeq and is a predicted model, not a curated record. Gene Ontology annotation, molecular function: oxoglutarate:malate antiporter activity.